AUGGAUCUUGUGGUCAACAAAAUUAAGUCACAAGGAGAUAUUUUUCAUGAACUCUUUGGGCAGAAGCCACACCAUGUUGCUAAUAUCACCCCGGAUAAAAUCCAUGCGUGUGACGUUCACGAGGGUCAUUUUGGAAAGCCCGGCUCUAUCAUUUGUUGGGAUUAUACUUUUGAAGGGAAGAAAUGUGUAGUAAAGGAGUUAGUUGAAGAAAUAGAUGAAGAGAAACAAUAUAUGAAAUUCAAAGUCAUUGAAGGAGAUCUCCUUGAAGAGUUCAAGAGCUUGAACAUUAUUCUUCAUGUUAUUCCUAAUGGUGAAACAACAAUUGUGAAGUGGAUUGCUGAGUUUGAGAGGUUUGCUGUUGAUGGGCCCUAUCCAACCAAGAUCAUGGACUUUGCUAUUGGUAUCACCAAGGAUGUCGAGGCUCAUCAUCUAAAUGAACAAUAAUAUACUUCGUAUAUGUACUAUUUUUGUUCUUCCUGUUUUAAUUUUAUUUUUCCGAAAAGAAAAAGUCAAAAUAGAAAGAACAAAAUUAAAGAGAUUGAUGGAAUAUUAAUUUGUCAUUGACAUAAGUGCAUGUUGUAAUUGUGUGCUCGUAUUUUGUAUCUUAUUGUGUGCCAUUGGUAUCACCAAGGAUAUCGAGGCUCAUCAUCUAAAUGAACAAUAAUAUUACUUCGUAUAUGUACUCUUUUUGUUCUUCCUGUUUUGAUUUUAUUUUUCCGAAAAGAAAAAGUCAAAAUAGAAAGAACAAAAUUAUAUAGACUGAUGGAGUAUUAAUUUGUCAUUGAAAUAAGUGGAUGUUGUAAUUGUGUGCUCGUAUUUUGUACUCCGUAUCUUAUUGUAUGAGAAAUAGUGAUUUGUUAUUGUGAAAUGUUGUUUAUGUUAGAACAUCGAAG
Messenger RNA from Spinacia oleracea (spinach), 893 nucleotides. Its product is annotated as MLP-like protein 43. The transcript is spliced from 3 exons. Gene Ontology annotation, biological process: defense response. Bases 1 to 444 code for a protein of 147 amino acids. The record is from RefSeq and is a predicted model, not a curated record. NCBI's taxonomy places the organism in Eukaryota, Viridiplantae, Streptophyta, Magnoliopsida, Caryophyllales, Amaranthaceae.